CUCCACUUUAACCAUCAGCGCAUGGCGGAGACACGAGCUAGUUAGAGCAGCUAUUGAUAUUUGAACGUCUUUUUUGAUCUCACUACUUACACUGCCCACUCACCUUCCAGCACUUUAGAUACAUAUCUUCCGUCUUUGAAUCUCUCCCUCCAACCUUUCUUGGAACGAUUCACACUCAAGUCAAAUCCCUUGUCCGCAAUGCCACAACCCCGCACCCCAAUCAAGCUUCCCAUAAGCUACAACGACGUUCCAUUCACACAAAUCAAAACUAAACAUUACGAAAAAGACCCGUCGAUAAUCAUACUCACGCUGUACCGACCGAAGAACUACAAUGCAUUUACGAAUACCAUGAUGUUAGAGUUGGAGGAAGCGUACGGCAUGUUUGACGUCGAUGAUCGCAUAAAGUGUAUUGUGGUGACAGGACAUGGGCGGAUAUUUUGUGUUGGGGCGGACUUGGAGGUCGGGUUUAAGGGCGGGUUUGAACCUGUUAAUGAACAUAGGGAUGGUGGCGGCCGGGUAACCCUUGCCAUCCACCACUGCCGUAAGCCCACCAUCGGCGCCCUCCAAGGCUCCGCCGUCGGCGUUGGCAUAACCAUGACACUACCCAUGAAUAUCCGGAUCGCAUAUCGCCAUGCCAAAAUCGGCUUCGUAUUCGCGCGCCGCGGACUCGUUAUGGAAGCCUGCUCCUCCUUCUUCUUACCACGAUUAAUCGGGCAUUCCCGCGCCAUGGCAGCCGUCACCACUGGAUCCACGUACGAGGCGGGGGAUGCGAUAUGGGGUGGCUUGUUUGCGGAGACAGUGGAUACGGCGGAGGGGGUUUUACCCCGGGCGCUGGAGAUUGCGACAGAGGUUGUGAAGAAUACGAGUGUGGUGAGUACGUAUUUGAUGAAGGAGAUGAUGUUUAGGGAUACCGGGAGUGCUGAGGGCACGCAUUUGUUGGAUUCGAGGAUUCUGUUUGAGUUGUUUCAGAGCGGGGAUAACAAGGAAGGCGUGCAAUCCUUCAUGGAGAAACGACCAGCCAAAUUCAAAGGCACAAUGGAGAACACAAAUGUCUCUGCUUAUCCAUGGUGGAUGCCGAUUGAUGUUGUGGGACGAGCGAAGGUGGAUCCGAGUGGGAAGGCGAAGAUUUGAGUCCCGGGCUGGGUUAACGUAAGGGGUUAGUGAUGGUUUAGGCAGUAGAUGAUUUUUGUUUGCUUAGGGUUUAGGAUGAUUAAUGGGGCCCGAGGGAAUUUGACGUAUAUCUCAUAUGAAUGAAUGC
This is a messenger RNA of Lindgomyces ingoldianus, 1258 nucleotides long. RefSeq names its product ClpP/crotonase. Bases 199 to 1131 code for a protein of 310 amino acids. The record is from RefSeq and is a predicted model, not a curated record. The transcript is spliced from 3 exons. NCBI's taxonomy places the organism in Eukaryota, Fungi, Ascomycota, Dothideomycetes, Pleosporales, Lindgomycetaceae.